UGUGAUCUGUUGUGAAAUUGUAUGAUAAGUACGUUAGAGUAAACCUUUAUGUCGAUGGAGUAAACACGCUGGCGGAACCAUUUCGAUUACUUCUGUUCCGACUCGUUUCUUGUCGAAUUGUCGUAAAACCGGAUGUUCGACAAUAAGCUGGCGCGCUGAAUUGUGAGGAGUAAAUGUUUGGAAAAUGGGGAAAUGCAAAUUCCAGCAAAAGUGGCUGGAAAUCGACGAAUUCAACGUAUGGCUGCAGCCCGUUAAUGGUCAAGAUGGAGAAGGAUUUUGUACUGUUUGUAAAAAAAAUUUUUUACUUGGUACAAUGGGUGUGAAUGCUGUGAAAUCGCACAUGCAGUCGGACAACCACAAAGCAGCCGUGAAAGGCAGACAGCAGCUAACCGUGACUAGUUACUUUUCUGUAACUAGCAACGCGACGUCUUCUACAACUACCACGACCACAACAAGCAGCACAACUGCAGCUGCGAACCCUGCCGUCGGAACAUCAAGCACGCUUCAAAAAUCGUUUGGAUCGCCUGCGGUGCUUCAGGCAGAGGUGCUCUGGUGUCUGAACACUGCCGUGCAGCACCACUCCUACGCAUCCAAUGAAGGUAUUUCGGAGUUGUUCCAGACAAUGUUUUCGGAUUCUGAAAUAGGUAAAUCUUUCACCUAUGGAAAGGUCAAGACAAGCUACGUUUUAAAGUUCGGACUCGCCCCACAUAUAAAAAAAAGAACUGAUUUCUGCAGCUAACAACGCUGGACCAUUUGUGCUGAUGUUUGAUGAAAGCUUCAACCAGUCCACAAAAAAUAAACAACUAGACGUCCAUAUUCGAUUUUGGGAGGCUGGUGCUGUCCAGUCACGUUAUCUUGGAUCACAGUGACAUUCAAAGGCUAAAGAUUUGCUGCACCAUUUCAAAGUGAGUAUAUUUGUGCUUUUUGUUUAUGAAGUGAUAUUCCGAUGAAUUAAAGAGACAAGAUGUGUUCAUUUUGUUGAGGCUUUUUGCUUUUAGAUAGUUUUAAUAAGCUAAUUUUGAAAUUACUAUAAGCAAAUUUCAAAUCAAACAUGUUGGUGUAAUGUUUUCAGGUUUUCUUUUUCAUAUCAAAUAAUUAAAUGUAUUUUUUGUAUUCAUAGGAUUGUGUGCGCCUGCUAGACAUGAAGAACCUCCUUUCCAUCAGUAUGGAUGGGCCAAAUGUGAACUUGAAGUUUUUAAAUGAUUUCCAGCAAGAGCAUGCUGAACUACAUGGAGGCCGCCAAUUAAUUAAUGUUGGAAGCUGUGGACUGCACACUCUGCACAAUUCAUUCAAGACUGGCUUCUCCACAUGGAAUAUUGAGAAACUGUUAAGAGCAAUGCACUUUUUUCACAAUGUCCCUGCAAGAAGAGAAGAUUUUACAAAACUUACAGGCUCAUCUCUUUUUCCACUCCCAUUCUGUGGACACAAAUGGGUGGAAAAUCUUCCUGUUGCAGAGAGAGCUAUUGAAGUAUGGCCAAAGCUUAACGAUUAUGUGAAGGCAGUCCAUAGAAAAGAACUCCCAAACCCUGGAACCUCUUCUUUUGACACUAUUCAAGCAGCAAAUGAAGAUCCCCUGAUUUCAGCCAAACUUCAGUUUUUCAUGGCAAUCUCCAGAACGUUUAGUCCAUUUUUAAAGAAAUACCAAACAGAUGAGCCAGUCCUGCCAUUCCUGUGCAGCGACUUGACAGAGUUGUUGAUGAGUCUACUGAGACGUUUCAUCCAAAGGGAGCUGCUACAAGACAUCACCCCCCUUCAGUUGGCCAAACUGGACACCAAUGACCAGAGAAACUGGGUCAUGGCGAGCCAUGUUGACAUAGGCUUGGGUGCUGAGUCUGCCAUUAAGCUAUUGUUUUUUUUAUAUGCUCUUCAAAGCAAACCUAACAACAGAGUAGGCGACCUCACUGCCCUCGAAUUUAGAAAGGACUGCAUAAGAUGCCUCUCAAGCAUUGUUAAGAAAGUGCAAGAGAAGAGCCCUUUGAAAUACCCCACUGUCAGGCAGAUUGCAUGCUUGGACCCCUCCAUCAUGAGCAGAGACCCAGAAUGGUGCAAGGGAAAGAUGAAGUCUCUAGUUCAGAGAUUUCUGCAGGACAAGAAGUUGACAGGAGGGAUUUCUGCUGCUACAGUAGAGAGAGGCUUCUCUGUGAACAGGGAAGUAGAGGCUUGCAACAUAAAAGAAGAAACUGUUGAGGCCCAAAGACUAGUCUGUGACCAAGUUAGAGCUUGUGGGGGGAUUCUCAAAGUUCCCCUCACAAAAGAGCUACUAGCAUCUGUAGCAUCAGCCAGGACUAGAUAUAGGAUCUACCUUGAGGAAGAGAGACAAAAGACAGAGGGUGCCAUGCGUGGAGAAAAGCAUUGGAAGAUGAGCUAG
Messenger RNA from Nothobranchius furzeri (turquoise killifish), 2368 nucleotides. The record is from RefSeq and is a predicted model, not a curated record. Lineage: Eukaryota; Metazoa; Chordata; Actinopteri; Cyprinodontiformes; Nothobranchiidae.